Nelumbo nucifera (sacred lotus) is the source of this 598-nucleotide messenger RNA. RefSeq lists its product as uncharacterized. Gene Ontology annotation, cellular component: cytochrome b6f complex. NCBI's taxonomy places the organism in Eukaryota, Viridiplantae, Streptophyta, Magnoliopsida, Proteales, Nelumbonaceae. The record is from RefSeq and is a predicted model, not a curated record.
GAAGGCUCAUCUAAUCUCUUCUUCUGUGAACCAACCAUAUUGAAUUCGCCUUAUCCAAACUCUUCCUACACUCUCCCCAUACAAAGUCUCGUUUGCUCCUAUUCUCUCUACAAUCCCAUAACCAGAGUAGAUCAUCGCCAAAGGUUGUGGGUUCUCUGCAGAAAUGGCAGUCGCUUCCGCUGCGCUCUCUGCAGCUACGUGUACAACUGCUGCCAUUGUUAGCUCCUCCAAUCGCAUUUCCACCCAGAAGAAAAGGAACAAUGUGGUAUACAUACGAGGACUGAAUUCCUUUGGGGGGUUGAAAGCCCACAACAGUGUAGCGGCUUUAGGCCUUACUGAGUGCACGGAACAGUCUUUUGCCAAGGUCGUUAGCUCAUUAAGAUCAACAUCCAAAAGCAAAGGAAGAGGUGGGGGAGCACUUUCCUCUACCUGCAAUGCCGCUGCUGAGAUAUUCAGGAUUGCAGCAGUCAUGAAUGGACUUGUUCUGGUUGGGGUCGCCGUGGGUUUCGUUCUUCUACGAAUAGAAGCAUCUUUGGAGGAAGCCGAGUGAGAAUUCCAGCCAAAUGACUAAUAUUUAUUUCUGUUAUAUCCCAAUCAA